AUGGAUGUCCUGAAGAUCUUCUUGCCUUGCUGUCUCGGUGCAAGCCACGACGAACUCAUCAACGACAUCGCUGAUCCUGUCGCAGAGAAGUUCACCACAUACACCGACAUGCCCUCCGUUGUCGAAGUCCAGUCCGCAGUCGAGAGUACCAGCAACAAGCUUCUUCACUUCAUCACUACGACCGACACAUUCAACACACCUGCUUACAAUGUGCAGAUCCAAGACAUCAUCAAGGCCAAUCAACCCAUCACCGUCCAAUCAUCCUGGUGGAUCCAGGCGGUCCUCAAAACACUCCACAAGGCCAUGACGGAGCUAGUCAAAAAGGUCGAAAACCACAGUCAGGAACUCAGCCCUGCGAUGCACAAGCUCUUCAUUGAAGCCGAAACUCUCGCUCAAGAGUUUACGAGGUUCACGACUAAUUACCCUGACUCUACCUUCUUCAUCGAGACUGUUGCGCUGGCUCUCUUGAUUGAAGUGUUGGCCCCUGUCCUGCUUGAGGCCCUUGGCUUUGGUAUCGAAGGUGUCAUCGGAGGCAGUCUCGCGGCUAGCUUCCAGAGCCUAUAUCCUGAUGUUCCCUAUGGCUCACUGUUUUCCAAGCUGCAGAGCUUCGCCGCCAGAUAUGGGAAAAGUCUGGUCAAGCACUGA
Molecule: messenger RNA, 645 nt
Organism: Aureobasidium vineae
Lineage: Eukaryota; Fungi; Ascomycota; Dothideomycetes; Dothideales; Saccotheciaceae
Source: the annotation of a GenBank genome assembly